CAAGCAACGGCCCAGAUUCUCUCUCUCCCCUCCUCCCAUCUCGUUUAUCUUGUCUCCCCCUCGCUAGCUUGCCCUUCCUUCCAUUUCCACUCUCUCUCUUUCUUCUCUGGAAAAAUCACUAGAGAGACAGAGAGAAGAAAAAGAAAGAAAUCACCCAGAAAGAGAAAACAAGAAACCAUGUUGCUAGGAAAACGUUCACGCCACCCGAUCAAGAGGACGACAAGCAUGACAGGGAUCACCGUCGAUGUCUCCAACGUUGAGGAUGUCCAAGAACCAUUAAUUAUAUCUGAUCCUCCUCCUCCUCAAGACCCCUUGCAUGAAUUUCCAAACGGAAACUUUGCAGGUUACGAUCAACGUUUCUUGGCCAUGGUAUCGCCAAGAAACCCUGCUGCUGGAAGAUCAGGUUCUACUAAUCAUGUCGUCGACACUGCUCCUUUCUUGCGCUCUUGUUGCCUUUGUAAACGCCGCUUAGCUCCUAGUCGAGACAUAUAUAUGUAUAGGGGGGAUACAGCCUUUUGUAGUUCAGAGUGCAGGGAGCAGCAGAUGAAGCAAGACGAAAGAAAAGAAAAGUUGAAAGGUGUAGCUUCAAAGAAAGAAGAACGCCAUGCAUCUUCAGCCAGCUCCAAGGCUUCAACUAAAACCGAGCCUGUGGCAGCUGCUUGAAGUUGAUGAGGAGCUAGUAAUCUCAAUCCUCAAGAAAAUUAGCUUGAAGACAAGGAAAAGACAAGAAAAGAAUGAGAGAGAGACGCAUAACCCAAAUCCCCAAAAAAAAAAAAAUAGUGCAGCUCGAUUGAUCGUCAUCCAUCUCCUCGCCCCCAAUAUUAGAGCCCACUAAUGUUUCACAGUAUCAUAAAAGAUGUUGAUAAUGAUGAAAACAAUAUUAUGAGUUAGUAAUAUUGUGUAAAAAAAAAACAAAUAUAUAGUGGGUGCAGUUAAUGUAUGUGGAUGCUGAUGCAAACGGGCAAAGCUCUGAGGUUGAGAUCAGCAUUUAUGAAUCUUAUUUUAAGUUCUCCCUAACGUCUGCAAGCUUUUCCAUUC
Messenger RNA from Theobroma cacao (cacao), 1038 nucleotides. RefSeq names its product FCS-Like Zinc finger 5-like. Lineage: Eukaryota; Viridiplantae; Streptophyta; Magnoliopsida; Malvales; Malvaceae. The record is from RefSeq and is a predicted model, not a curated record.